Molecule: messenger RNA, 4813 nt
Organism: Leucoraja erinaceus (little skate)
Lineage: Eukaryota; Metazoa; Chordata; Chondrichthyes; Rajiformes; Rajidae
Product: protocadherin Fat 4-like
Exons: 5
Coding region: 221-2644 (807 amino acids)
Molecular function (GO): Notch binding
Source: RefSeq, a predicted model, not a curated record
CUAACUGUGGAUAAUUGUACCACCAAUCAGCCGGAACAGUUCUGCUUUGUAAGCAACCCAGGCACAGGCACAGAAAGGUCUCAGUAAUACCCUUUUGAAAUAAUAUUUUUCUGACUAACCGGCCUCAGAAAAUAAUGCUAAGAUUCAUAGCUGUUUCUACAAACAUAACACCCUCUUCGUUUGUCCUGCUCUUAGAACACUGGAUUUGGAUAACAAUAACAUGGUAUUUGGAGGAAUCAAAUCAAUUGACCCAAUCCUCCUUCGCCCAGGUCAUGUAAAAACAGAUGACUUUAUUGGUUGCAUCAAGGAAGUUAAACUGAACAAUAUUCCUGUGAAAAUUGCUGAGGCCCUGUCUUCAAGUAACAUCCUAACCAGUUGCCCUCGUCUAGAUGGAGCUUGUCAAGAUAAAGCAUGCCUCAGCGAUGGAGUCUGCCUUGGCUCUUGGUCUUACUACUUGUGUCAAUCUCCCGAAGGCUUUACUGGAGCAAAUUGUGGAAAAGCUAUUCUUGCAUAUACAGCAGUCUAUCUCAAUGGCCAGUCUCAUCUUGCUUAUUUCAUUCAAGAAAAUUAUAAACGUGCCCAACUGCUGGGGAGCCAGAGAAGGAAAAGGAACCGACAAGGAAUUGAUGACUACCUCAGUAUUGAAGUACACUUCAGAACACACUACUCGGAAGGAGUUCUCCUCCACCUCCAAGGGAACAAAACUCAUGCCACUGUCAAGAUUUUGGAAGGAAGGAUAAUCUUCAUUUCCAACGCUGGAUCGGCAGGUUACACUAAAAAUCAUUUACCAGAUAUCUCCGUCUCCGAUGGCGCUUGGCACACAUUCAAAUUGGAGAUCAGUACCAUGGCCACCAGACUGAUUCUUGAUCAAAAGUACCAGGAAAACAUCACUAAUGGAGGGAUCAAUGUGGCCAGCUUUUCAUUAGGACGGAUACCACCAUCACAGAUUGAUGAUCUGAGUGAACCAGGCUUUAAAGGCUGCAUCAAGGUAUUAAAGUAUAAUAAUCAAGUGAUGCCAUUUACUGGAUCAAAUGACCUGAUCAAAGUUCAGCCAAGUGAUGUCUCUGUCCAGAUUGGAUGCAGUGGAUGGAACCUGUGUCCAAAUGGAACAAAGUGCAUUGAUUUAUGGUUGGCAUACAAAUGUCUUCCACUUUCCUGUUUUCCUGACCCUUGUACGCAUGGUGGUACAUGCAUCAUUUCCUUGGAAGGCCUGCCUCACUGCAAGCCAGACUUUACCGGAUCUUAUUGUGAACUCCCACGUCAGAAAGGCAAUGUUCAGUUUCCACAGUGGAGAACUGCAGUCAUUAUCCUGGUUACUCUGGGAAUAAUUUCCCUGUUGGUUGCAUUCUUCAAGUGUCGAUACACUACCUCAGAAAGCAAGGGAACAAAAAUGGGCCCAUUAUUUCGACAGGGCACCGUGAACAAAGCUUUUGAUGAUGACCAUAAUAGUGGCUGUGACAUAAAAGGUCACACUUCUGACGAUAAUGGAAAGCCACCGGACAUCAUCAAGGCAGAAAAAAAUCGUCACGCCGUGGAUGAAACGUUUAGCAAUGCCACAGGUACGAUGCAGAAAAAGAACAACUGUGGGCACAAAGACUAUGACAUUGAGAGCUAUGCCACUGAGAACACUGGCUGGGUAGCUCCUUUGGGUACUGAUGACACUCAGCACCAGAAACCGAUCCGGACCAUUAAUGAUCAAGAUCACAAAGUAAUUCCCUCCAGGAAUGGGCAAUCUUUUACAUCAACAUUAAAUCAUAGAAACACCCAUUCUACCACGCAGAUCACUUCCAGCCAACAAAAUGCAACAACAAUUCAUCAUGAAAACCAACACUGCCUUCAUGUACAUCCAUCUCAAUGGUUUCAUUCAUCGUUUCUGUUGACAGAGCACCAGCAUUUCAUGAAUGAACUUCAUUCAACAGGCUAUGGGGCGGAGGUCUCCCCCCAGGUUCACUUUGAUGACUGCCAGUCAAGCCAAGGAGGUAUUGACAACUUGUCCUUUAGUGGAGAUCUUCAGCCAGAUACACUAACAUUUGCAUCCAAUGGCACAACCAACAGCAGAGGAAAACAGGCACUCAGGAGAUUUCCAAUGGGCCUAUCUGCAGAAGAGGUAAAAAAAUUACAUGCUCCAACGUUACAGAAACCUGUCGAGAGCACCAUUCAAGAAACUUCUCUGUCCCAAUUUUCACAGAGAAUUUCAUCCCGUAGAUGUGCCUCAGUCUUUAUUCCUACCUCUGACCCUUCAUCCGACAGUGAUUCCCAUAGUUCUUUCACUUGUUCAGAGUACGACUAUGAAAGAGAACUAUACAGUCAUUUCUCCGUGGACGAAUCUACUCAACGAGAUUCCGGGAGAUGUAUUGUUGAGGAUGAUGAGGUGCUGGAUAAAUGGGAGAUUGGAUUGAAAAGGCAUGCAACUAAUUUGCUUUUAAUGGACUCUCAAAUUAUCAGCGAUGAGGAUUCAGAUAACAACAUCCUACCUACCACUCAUGACAACACAAUAUACAAAUGGGAAACAUUUUUAAACUGGGGGCCAACUUUUGAAAUGUAUCUUGACAUUUUCAAGGAUCUCGCUGAACUUCCAAUUGAACCAGGAAUUGAAAAUCAAUGUUGUGCUCCUGAAGGAAGUGAUCAUGAAGAAAUCCUGUAACACAAUUCCCAAACAUAUCUCAAAAACGUACGCUAAACUAUCGGUAUACUGAAAUACAAUGGCGGGAGAAAAUAUUAGUAGAUAUUACUUUUAUACUAAAACAUGUAUGCUAAAAUAUAAUGUAGGAUAAAUAAUUUAGCAGAUAUUAAUCUUUUAUGAUUUUGGGCAAAGGAGCAGCACAAUUGUGCAGCAGUAGAGUUGCUGCCUUACAGCACCAGGGACCCAGGUUCGAUUCUGAUUAUGGGUGCAGUCUGUACAGAGUUUGUACGUUCUCCCUGUGACUGCGUGGGUUUUCUCUGGGUGAAUUCCAAAGAAGCACAAGUUUGUAGGUUAAUUGCCUUCUGCAAAUUGUAAAUUCCUAGUGUGUAGGAUAGUGCCAGUGGAUGGGGUGAUUGCUGGUCGGCAUGGACUUGGUGGACCGAAGGGCCCGUUUCCAUGAUGUAUGGCAAAAGUCAAAAGAUGCUGUCUGACCUUCUGAAUAUUCCCAGCAUUUUCUGUGUUUAUUUGUGCAUCAUUGAUUAGGCUGACCGUAAAAUGCUUCUCGAUACUGCCGCACAAAAUUGUGUGUCUGGCACCACCAUAAAAACUGCGCAGGCCAACAAAAGUCCAUGCAAAAAACACAAUGCUGAAGAACCUCAGCGGGUCAUUCAGCAACUGGGGAAGGAAUGGAAUGUUUUGGGUCUGGACCUUCUUGCAAACCUCUCAUGGCCACUAGGAAUGUGGCUAUCCCUUUAGUUUGCAAAAUCCCAAAGAAAGAAAAUGGAAAAAAAGGAGUGCAGAGAAGAUUUACGAGGAUGUUGCCAGGAUUUGAGGGCCUGAGCUAUAGGGAGAGGUUGGACAAGCUAUGGCUGUAUUCCUUGGAGCACAGGAGGAUGAGGGGUUAUCUAGAGGUAUAUAUAAUCAAGAGAGGAAUAGAUAGGGUAGAUGCACACACUCAGAGUUGGGGAUUUAAGAACCAGAGGACAUAGGUUUAAAGUGCGAGGGGAAAGAUUAAUAGCAACCCGAGGAGCAACUUUUUCACACAGAGGGUGGUGGGUGUAUGGAAUGAGCUGCGAGAGGAAGUAGCUGCUGCAGGCACUAUAACAAAAUUUACAUCGACGGGUACAUGGAUAGGAAAGGUUUAGAGGGAUAUGGAUAUGUUGGGCCGAAGGGCCUGUUUCCAUGCAGUAUAACUUUAUGACUUGUGACUAAAAUAAACUUCUCCUGGCACAGAUAAUAAUUCUGAACUUUCAGGCUAAACUUUCUAUUAAUCCAUAAGAACAGUACAUUUCUUUCAGACACUACACAAUUAAACAUUAAUGUUCAGAUGAAUUAUAAAUGAGCAUUUGUGAAUGUUCCUGACUUGUGACCAUUUUAUUCAUUUGCAAAUUGAUCUGUAGGGGUAAUUGGAGCAGCCAAGCAAUAGUUUUCAUUUAGAUCUUUUCCCAAAUAUUUUACAGGCCCAAAUUAAUCAUUCUGGACUUCUGUCUCACUAAGAUUAUAAAAUCAAUGAGGUGUUUUCUUUUAUUUGAAUCCAAUUAUAAGUAAGUUGGUGGAAUGAAAUUCAGCGAGGUUCAGUUCAUUCUUAACUGUUGUUGAAGUCCACGGUGAAAUAUGUGUUGAUUUAUUUAAAAAUGCACAAAAGACAGCACAGUGGUGCAGCUGAAAGAGCUGCUGCCUCACAGUGCCUGAAACCCCAGGGUUCGAUAAUGACCUUGGUGCAACCUGUGUGGUGUUUGCAUGUUCUCCCUGUGACCACGUGGGCUUCCUCUAGAUGCUCCGGUUUCCUCUCACAUCCAGAAGAUGUGCAAGUUUGUUUAGAGGGCCUGUUUCCUUGCACCGUGACUCCACGACUACAAAAAAAUCUCUCGGUGCAGAUAACAAUACUGAACUUCAAGGCUAAACUUUAUUUUAAUCCAUUUGAGACCGCUACUAUAACAUUUAAAAGACCCUUGGAGGGCUAUAUGGAUAGGAAAGGUUUAGAGGGAUAUGUACCAAAUGCAGGAAAAUUAGACUAGCUUAGAUUGGGCAUCUUGGUCGGCAUGGGCGAGUUGGGCUGAAGGGCCUGGAGCCAUACUAAAUGGUUCGAUUACUCUAUAUUGCAAAAGUUAUUCAAUUGCUGUAAUGUGAAAAGCAUUAAAUAUGUGUAUGUAAAAUAAUUUUAAUGGUUAAAUGUAGGUUCUUUAUGUA